AUGCGCCGAGGCACUAGUACUUUCCUCUACCGGUGCGCGUUGAUGAUGGCUGUGGUGGUUAGCGCAGCCGUUGUGUCGGCGGCACCGAUGUACACGGUGGAGCUGGUGCAGGUGGUGCACCGCCACGGAUCCCGCUCCCCGAUCGUUGAUGACAACAACACACUGAUCUGCGGCACCGUGUUCCCGUGCGGGUUUCUCAACUACGAGGGUCAGAGGAUGCUGGAGAACUUCGGUAAGUACCUGCGCUACCGCUACACGGAGGAUCCUGAGGUGGUGUUGGAGCCAUACUUUUCGCAAGAGUCGUACAACCUGUCUGUCUCGUACUCGCGCUCCACUGAUGUGCUGCGCACGCUACAGAGCGCCAACGGGAUGCUUCGUGGCCUCUUCCCGAGCAUCCCAGACUUCUAUCCUGCGAUCCACACACUGCGCGCGGAUGAUGAUGCGCUACUGCAGAGCUCAGCGGUGCCGAUUCUUCGCGCUCGCUACAAGUACGCGGAUCAGGAGCGUCGGAAUGUGUGCGAUCCAGUGUUGGACAGCCGAAUGUCAUUUGAUCAGCUGCAGGCGGUUGCGGCGGAGGUAUAUUCGCAGAAAUUUUGCGCUAACUACACUCUGCGCUCGCGUUGUGCGAUGCGACUGUGCGACAUUGCACUGGCGUACCAGUCCACGGGCCAGUUACUCAGCUUCCCGCUGCUUGGUCAGCAUCUGGACGAUGUAUGCGCUGUGACGGCGGCAGUUCACCACUUCUCCUUCGCCUACAAUGCUAGCAACCCCAUCCACAAGGAGCAAGGUGCGUCAUUCUUCAUGCUGGCGAACCAGAUGGUGAAAAACAUGAAGAAGCACCUGAAUAAAGCGACGGCGCCGCCGUACAAGCUGUACCAUUACAGCGGGCACGACACCACUGUCGCGCCCCUGUCGGCUGUGUUUGGUGACAGCUCGCUGGAUGCGAUGCUGCCGCCCUUCGGCACGGCGUUCAUCAUGGAGCUCCUAUCUCUGGCGGAUGCGCCGGCCACGUCAUCGUCGAAGUUCUACGUGCGGCUGCUGCGCGGCCACCCUGGCGUGACACCGGCAAGCAACUUCACCUUCGCGCUGAGUCACUUUGAGAUGCACUGCCAGGACGAGAUGGGCAACACAUACACUGCCCUACAUAACAUCUGUCCCUUCGCUGACUUUGAACGCUUCAUAAACUCCGCCGCGCCAACGAGCCCGAUGGGCACGUGCUACCUCGACCCUGGCCAGCUGUUCCGCAUGGACUGCCCGAUCGAUGCCACCGCCGACAACCGCAGUUUGUCAGCUGACUGCCUCUUCUACCGCAAACAAUGCAGCAGUUACGCGUGCGGAACUGGGUACUACCUCGACGGGACCAACUACGGCUGCUACCGCAUCCCGGCGAGCGCCUCAACGCCGCCGUCGCCGCGCAUCUCCAGUGGCGGUAUUGCUGCCCUGAGCAUUGUGCUCUUCAUCGCUGGCGGAACGGUGAGCGUCGUUGGCGUAGAGGUGUUGAGGCGCCUCAAGAAGAACAGGGCCGAUAAAGUUGUGGUGGUCGGCGUCUGA
Leishmania braziliensis MHOM/BR/75/M2904 is the source of this 1551-nucleotide messenger RNA. Its product is annotated as membrane-bound acid phosphatase precursor. Lineage: Eukaryota; Euglenozoa; Kinetoplastea; Trypanosomatida; Trypanosomatidae. The coding region runs from base 1 to 1551 and encodes 516 amino acids. The transcript has a single exon. Gene Ontology annotation, biological process: dephosphorylation. Gene Ontology annotation, molecular function: phosphatase activity. The record is from RefSeq and is a predicted model, not a curated record.